Nicotiana tabacum (common tobacco) is the source of this 804-nucleotide messenger RNA. The record is from RefSeq and is a predicted model, not a curated record. NCBI's taxonomy places the organism in Eukaryota, Viridiplantae, Streptophyta, Magnoliopsida, Solanales, Solanaceae.
AUGGAUAUUUCUCAUAUUCAAGCUUAUACGCAGAGCUUGGUGAAUCGAAAAAGGCAACAACUAGCUGCUCAGGAGCAUGAUCGGGGCCAACAUAAGAGAGCCCAGUCUAUAGGUGAUAUGGGAGAAUCACGAGGUGAGGAUGCGGAGGCGACGUCUUCAACCCUUCAAUUAGUUUCGGUUGUUAGUGAAUUUCCCGAUGUGUUCCCUGACAAGCUCCCGAAAGUAGAGCAUUUGCGAAAGGUCUUACACUCACUUCAGGAUCACAAGUUGUACGCCAAGUUUUCAAAGUGCGAGUUCUGGCUGAACUCGGUGGCGUUUCUUGGGCAUAUAUUAUCAAAUGAGGGUAUCAGAGUUGAUAGUCAAAAGGUUGAAGCAGUUAAGAAUUGGGAAAUGUCCACAUCUCCUGCUGAGGUAGGCGACUUCUUGGGCUUAGCCAUUUACUACCAAAGAUUUGUGGAGAAUUUCUCAUCUAUAGUUACUCCACUAACAAAGUUGAUGUACAAGGAAGCUAAAUUUCAGUGGACCGACACUUGUGAAAAGAGGUUCCAAGAGUUAAAGGACAAGCUAACCUCGACACCAGUUCUAGCGCUUCCUAAGGGACCCGAGGGCGGAGGAUCCAUAGUUCAAAACACUGUCGAAACCUUGGUAGUAGCCGAAGUAAAAACACGACAACUUGAUGAUCCAGCCCUGGUGAAGAUAAGAGAAAGCAUUCCCUUUCAAAAGAAGCAAUUGUUCAAGUUAUCCGAGGACAGGGUCCUUAGAUACAAAGACUGGUUGUGUGUGCCUGAUGUCGAAGGAUUCUGA